UUCCUGGAGUGGGUGUAAGACAUCAGUUGUAAACCUGCCCUAGCAGGAAUAGCGGUCCCUCCCUCCUCCCAACUAUUUCUGAGGCUUUUAUUUCUAAGGCUUUAUUAUUAUCACCGGUGGAAAAGGAUCCGCUCGCCAUCAUCCCUCCUCGGCAGCUCCCAUCUGAGAGACGCGUCUUUAACGCCUCCAUUUAAUAAAAAACAAGCAGAUAUCACGCAGAAAAAUCAAGGGAUCGAGUCCAUGCGAGCUGCCAUCUGAUCCCCCCUACCUCCUCCACCACUUUCCACACACACACACACACWCWCRCRCACACACACACACACACACCUAUCAAUGAAGCAGGAGAUCAUGGCGGAUGGCCCCAGGUGUAAGAGGCGAAAACAAGCCAAUCCGAGGCGGAAAAACGCUCUUAACUAUGAGAAUGUGGUGGAGACAAGCUCAGAGACGGAGGAGGAGGACAAGCUCCCCGUGUCCGAGGAGGACCCCCUGAUCAACGGCACGGGCAGCCCGGCGAGCCUCACCAACCCUGAGGCGUCGCCACGCGCCGAGAGCCACGGCCUGCUGACCAAGGACGAAGAGGACGACGAGAUGCGGGACAGCGGAGUGGAGCACAUCUGGCCUGACAACGACAUCCUGAGUGCCUCGGUCGACGGUACUGAUGAAAUUAAAGAUGAUUUUGAUACCCUGGGGCCUGAAGCCACCUUGCAGGCAGUUGGAAACGGUACAGUCAAAAGCAUGGAUUGCACUUCAGAGCUGGAGGACUUCUUCGCCAAGCGAAAGCUGGACGACGGCGACAGCCACGUGGUGAGCAUCGCCGAGUACCUGCAGCGUGGCGACACCGCCAUCAUUUACCCAGAAGCCCCGGAGGAGCUGAGCCGGCUGGGAACGCCGGAGGCAACGGGACCCGAGGAAAACGACCUGCCACCUGGAACGCCAGAUGCCUUCGCCCAACUGUUGACCUGCCCCUACUGCGACCGGGGCUACAAGCGUUUGACUUCGCUCAAGGAGCACAUCAAGUACCGCCAUGAGAAGAACGAGGAGAACUUCGCCUGCCCCCUGUGCAACUACACGUUCGCCUACCGCACUCAGCUGGAGCGGCAUAUGGCCACACACAAGCCCGCCAGGGAUCAGGUGAGGCGGAGCUUCCUCCAUUUUGCCAGUUUCAUUUCAUCCCCAUCGCGCCCCGAUCAUUUUUUUUCUGAUUGGCAAUCAUUAUUAAUUUUUCAUGGCAUUUUGAAGAUCCUCCAUGUAAACAGAUCAAUUUUUGUGGCUACAGCUCCUGAAAUAAACAAAAAGCAGUCGGCUCMWGUUUUCWCGCUUUUAGUUGAAACCGUUUUUAAGCCUCUGCGGGUUUGUGCGGUGCCGCGUUGCUUAUUAUUUCUCGCCUCUUGUCUCUCUGUUCUUGUCUCUAAGGGGGACCUGCUUGACGGUACACCAGAUUACUUGUCAGGGCUGGACGACAUGACAGACCCCGACUCCUGUCUGUCGCGGAAGAAGAUUAAGAAGACCGAAAGUGGUAUGUACGCGUGUGACUUGUGCGACAAAACAUUCCAGAAGAGCAGUUCCCUUCUAAGACACAAAUAUGAACACACAGGCAAGCGGCCUCACCAGUGCCAGAUCUGCAAGAAAGCCUUCAAACACAAACACCAUCUCAUCGAGCACUCGCGGCUGCACUCCGGAGAGAAGCCGUACCAGUGCGACAAAUGCGGGAAGCGCUUCUCCCACUCGGGCUCCUACUCGCAGCACAUGAACCACCGCUACUCCUACUGCAAGCGGGAGGCCGAGGAGCGGGAGGCGGCGGAGCGGGAGGCCCGGGAGAAGGGCCACCUGGAGCCCACCGAGCUGCUGAUGAGCAGGGCGUACUUGCAGGGCAUGACUCCUCAGGGCUACCCGGCGGAGCUGGCGGAGCACGAGGCCAUCCUGAGGCACGACGGCGUGAACGGAGGGAUCAGGGCGGAGGGGCGGAAGGAGGUGGACGGAACGUACGCGAAGAUAGGACGGAGGGACGAGUUCGAGGAGGAGGAAGAGGAAGAGAGCAAGAGCAUGGACACGGACCCGGACACGUUGAGGGACGAGGAGGAGAACGGGGAGCACUCGAUGGACGACAGCUCGCUGGACGGCAAAACGGAAACCAAAUCGGAUCACGAGGACGCCAUGGAGGACGGCAUGUAACGGACGGUUUUCAGGGAGCUUCCCAUCUUACAGUUUUCAGUUUGUCUCUUUCGGUUCGGCAUUCUCACCUGCUCGGUUUAAAACGCCGCCGCCGCGUUUUAAGCUGCACGUGCCUGAAGCUUCCGGGAAGCUCUCUUUGGGACGACGUCUGCCGAAGCGGGACGCGAUGGACUCAGAAAUCAGAGGCGGGUUUGUGAAAUAAGCUGCAUUAUGCAAACCGAACAACRAAUAAAUGAAUAAAAAUGUACAGUACUAAGGCCUAAAACAACGUGUGGUGCUAACCUCCUGUGUUCCAUAGUAUUUAUAGCACAACUAGUGACUUGUACAAAUUGCACUCCGCUUCUAUAAUCAUGAACAAAAAUAAUAAAAAGUAUUGCCUAUGUAUAUAUUUAUACAGUGUUGGAAAAGAGCAGUAUUACCUGCCCUGCAGUCCUUCAGUAUUACCACCUACCUGCGUUUCUCGGUGUCGUCUUUAUUUCUCCAAACAUCUCCAGCCGCACUGUUUUAGGCCUCUUGAAUCGAAUCAAAUGAAGGAAUUUAAACUGUGUUUUGUUUUUGUUUUUUUAAAGAAGUUUUAAAGAGACUUUCGUUUUAAGGGAAAAUUACAGUUUAUGGACGGGAUAAAAAGAAGAAAACGAUGAAGGACGAAGCCUUUGUAAGGUGUUUUUUGAUAAGAAAAAAGAAGCCUUAUAUGCAAACCUUUUAACCUGUGUGUUUUUCUGCAAGUGCCACCCUCGUAUUGUGUAAAAGGACGGUUCGGUUUCUUAUGUUUUGUUUUGUUCUUCUUCACCAGCUUCAGUAUUAUGAUGAGAUGGUUCACCGUUGUUCUCCGAAGCACCGUGUCAGUAUUAAAGACGUAUAGGCAGCCGUUUCCUUUAGUUUACAUUAUGUUGUGCAAUGUUUUCUCAGCUCUUUUUCUUUUUAAACUYUCUCAGUAUUACAACCAAACCGUUAUUUUUUUUUCUUUUAUUUUGAUUAUUUAUGUGGCCCAUUUUAUAUUUCCUAAUUUUAUUUAUUUCAUACUGUUGUGUACAGUACUAUAGUUCUUCAAUAUAUAGAUAUAUUUUAGUAAAAAGGAACAUGUUGUCGAUCAUAGGGGCAAAUUUUACGUAAAACAAAAGAGCAUUUAUUGUGUUUUGAAACAUUGUGAAGUUUUAAUCUUAUUUUUUUUUUCUUUUACUUUCCAGUUACUGGAAAAAAAAAUCCAAAAUUUGGGAACUUUUAUACAAUUGUGAAAACACUGUAUUUUCGACUGAAAAAAAAUUCCACUUUCUUCAUCUUUGUUUUCUUUUUUUAAGCUGAAAAAACAAUGAAGAGGGACUGUUAAAUACUAUGUAUGAUAUGAUGACUGAAGAAGAAAUCUUUCCUGAAAUGUCUUUGUAAAAGUAUUAUGGAUUCUUAAUUUGUAAUUUUCUCUUGAAGAUGACCCUGCUCGAAUAAAAAGUAGCCAAAUUACAGAGUA
Molecule: messenger RNA, 3634 nt
Organism: Poecilia reticulata (guppy)
Lineage: Eukaryota; Metazoa; Chordata; Actinopteri; Cyprinodontiformes; Poeciliidae
Source: RefSeq, a predicted model, not a curated record